Pteropus alecto (black flying fox) is the source of this 1032-nucleotide messenger RNA. Its product is annotated as olfactory receptor 2AT4. The coding region runs from base 36 to 1007 and encodes 323 amino acids. Gene Ontology annotation, molecular function: G protein-coupled receptor activity; olfactory receptor activity. NCBI's taxonomy places the organism in Eukaryota, Metazoa, Chordata, Mammalia, Chiroptera, Pteropodidae. Gene Ontology annotation, cellular component: membrane. Gene Ontology annotation, biological process: G protein-coupled receptor signaling pathway. The transcript has a single exon. The record is from RefSeq and is a predicted model, not a curated record.
CUGCCUAUCUCCCAGAAAUCCAGCUCUGUUUCACUAUGGAGGCCACAACCUGUAAUGGAUCAGUGGAUGGCUCACCGAUCUUCUACCUGGUUGGCAUCCCCUCUCUGCCAGAGUCCCUCUUUCUCCCUGUGUUUUUUAUUUUCCUCCUCUUCUAUAUUCUCAUCAUUUUGGGUAAUGCCCUGAUCCUGGUGGCUGUGGUGGCAGAGCCCAGCCUCCACAAGCCCAUGUACUUUUUUCUAACCAAUCUCUCUGCUCUAGACAUCCUCUUUACUACAACCACUGUCCCGAAGAUGCUGUCCCUGUUCCUCCUUGGGGACCGCUUCCUCAGCUUCCCUGCCUGCUUAUUGCAGAUGUACCUCUUCCAAAGCUUCACAUGCUCGGAAGCCUUCAUCCUGGUGGUCAUGGCCUAUGACCGCUAUGUGGCGAUCUGCCGUCCACUGCACUACCCUGUCCACAUGACCCCACAGAACAAUGCUAUACUGGCAGCCAGUGCCUGGCUCACUGCCCUCCUCCUGCCCAUCCCAGCAGCAGUGAAAAUCUCCCAGAUGGUGUAUAACAACAUUGCUCUAAUCUACCACUGCUUCUGUGAUCAUCUGGCUCUUGUUCAGGCCUCCUGUUCUGACACCACACCUCAGACCCUCAUGGGCUUCUGCAUCGCCAUGGUGGUGUCCUUCCUGCCCCUUCUCCUGGUGCUUCUCUCCUAUGCCCACAUUCUGGCCUCAGUGCUUCGCAUCAGAUCCCAAGAAGGACGCUCAAAAGCCUUCUCCACCUGCAGUUCCCACCUCCUGGUGGUUGGUACCUACUACUCAUCCAUUGCCAUAGCCUAUGUGGCCUAUAGGGCUGACCUGCCCCCUGACUUCCACAUCAUGGGCAAUGUGGCAUAUGCUAUUCUCACACCAAUCCUCAACCCUCUCAUUUACACUCUGAGAAAUAAGGAUGUCAAAGCGGCCAUUACUAAAAUUGCAUGUUCCAAGACCCUAUCAGAGAUAAGAGCCAUUGGCCUCUAGAUGCAGCUAAUUAUGCUCUCAGGAC